AUGGUAUCUCGCUGGAGCCUUCUGCUCGUCUGGGCGCUUACAGCGCCUGCUUCGGCGCAGUUGGGCGCGCCUAUCAACGCGCGCUUGCAGGCGCCUUUCCACGCGCCGACGCCGAGCCGCACCUCAGAACGGGCGCUUUCGGAUGGUGUCAAGUCGUACAUCGAGAAGGAGCUGGCCAAAGAUGGCGUUCGAGGAAUGUCCGUUGCUGUUGUGCAUACGGACUGGCGGCCGAAAGGAGGGGAGCCGAACGAUGCGGACACGACGGAGUACGGGAAUUUUGGGAUACGGUCGGAGGACGGGGAUCGAAUGACGAGUGAUACGUAUUUCACGAUAGCGUCAAACACAAAGGCCUUCGUGACGGCCGGUCUUGGCCUUCUUAUGGAGGACUUCGCGCAGAACAAGAACCUCACCGCACUCCCGGCCAAGGUGAAACGCUUCGACUGGGACACGAAACUCGCCGCCCUGCUCCCGGGCGAAUGGGUACUUAUGGACGAGUGGGCGACGCACGGCGCGAAGCUGAAGGAUAUCUUCUCGCAUGUUAGCGGUCUACCCCGCCAUGACUACGCCUACUCUCGGAAUGAUACGCCAGCGAGCGUACUGUCGCGUCUACGCGAUCUGCGCCCGGCUUUCGAGCUGCGUGAACGGUACUCUUACAACAACAUUAUGUACAUGAUCGGCAAACACAUUCUCGAUAAAUACACCAACACUAGCAUGGAGGACUACCUCCACGAGAGGAUCUUCGUCCCGUUGAACGUCACCUUCACGUUCUCUCCUGCUCGAGCGCUGGAGAGCGGACGCGCGACACAGACGUGGUCGAGUGCCGGCCGCGCCUUGCCGUGGUGCUUCACGGAGGAUGACUAUAAAGUUGCUGCUGGACCUGCGGGCCUGAUCGCGGAUGUCGAAGGCUUGUCGCGCUGGGUGGCAAUGUUUCUCAAUAAUGGGACUCACACAACCUCCACCACACAGCGCGAAGUCCUUCCGGCCGAACUCGUCAAGACCUUGACGACGGCUCGCGUUAUCGAAAACGGCGCCGGCAAACCUACUCAGUCCCUUUCGGGAUACGCGCUCGGCUGGCGUCGCCACUCGUACCGCGGACACGACAUCGUGCUGCACUCCGGCUCCGCGAACGGGUUCUCGUCGCUCAUUUUGUUCGCACCGCACGACAACGUCGGGAUUGUGAUUUUGAAUAACGGCGACCAGAAGGCCGACGUCAAUACGCGAAUUGCGUGGAGGCUUUUCGAGGCCGCUUUUGGGCUCGAGCCUCUGGGGAGCGAUCGCGGGAUGCAGUUUGACUGGUUGAAUGAUGACGAGCGCCGCCUUCCCACCUCGUCAGGCUCGCUCGAGAGUGGGAACCCAGGUCUAAGCGAAUCGUUCGCGCGCAUCAACAUCACGUCGCUGGAGGGUACCUAUGCCGCGGCGGGCUAUGGUGCAGGCUUCGACCUCUGCACCAGCUCAAGCACAUCAGACCGGUGCCGCGAGGCACUCGCCGACUUUACCGCGGUAGAUGAGCACCUCCGCGAGAACAAUCUAUACGCCAUCUGGCCGCGCCUCUGGUCAAGCCAUCUCCGACUCGUGCACGUCCACGACGAACGGUUCACUGUCCGGCCUAGCUCGCUUUACCCACGCGGCCACGGACUUGACCGCACGCCGUUCGAGACUUGCGAGAUUCGGUGCGGUCAGGACGGCGACGCGCCAUGGGCGGAUUUCGUUGUCGAGGAUGGAAAGGUGCUCGGCUUUGGGCUGCGGGGGUUGUUAGGGGACGAAACGACGAUGCUCGAGAUGGAGGGCGGGAGUGUGCAGGAGACAUCGGAUGCUUGGUUUGUAAAAGUAGGAUAA
This is a messenger RNA of Peniophora sp. CBMAI 1063, 1836 nucleotides long. The record is from the annotation of a GenBank genome assembly. Lineage: Eukaryota; Fungi; Basidiomycota; Agaricomycetes; Russulales; Peniophoraceae.